UAUAGAUUCAAUUUCAUUUUGAACACGUUCUCUAGCGUCAUGUUGUGGAAUCACCAAAAAACUAUAAAAACUUAUUAAAAUUUAAAUUUAAAUAUCACAUUGAUAAUAGCUACUCGCCCUUAAACAUUAAAGUUAAACAAUAAUUUGACAAAAUGAAAUUUUUAUUCGCUAUUAUUGCCGCUUUAUUCUUGAUCUGCGCCUCUGGAGUACAAGCCCAACAGUGUCCCGUUGCUUGUCCCGCAUUAUUUAGACCCACCUGCGCUUUCAAUGGUCGUUGCCACAAACAAUUCACCAACGAUUGUUUGAUGAACUACGAAAACUGCAGUAAGAAAGAAAACUUCCAAAUUGUAGAAUUAGCUAAAUGCUCUCAAAAGGGUGCCGUUCAAUGUUAAGUUUAAUAUAAGUUAUUGUUUAUUUGUAUAUAUUUAAAAAAAUAUUUAAAUCAUAAUAAAGUAAAAAGUUAAUU
This is a messenger RNA of Lucilia cuprina (Australian sheep blowfly), 466 nucleotides long. It is a transcript of the gene Sfp35C, whose product is annotated as U-Kazal-Dg21.2. Gene Ontology annotation, molecular function: protein binding. The transcript has 3 exons. The record is from RefSeq and is a predicted model, not a curated record. NCBI's taxonomy places the organism in Eukaryota, Metazoa, Arthropoda, Insecta, Diptera, Calliphoridae. The coding region runs from base 153 to 392 and encodes 79 amino acids.